UGCCAACGUCACUGGAACAUUAGAGGAGUUUGCAGUAGAGCGGGCGGCAGGCCAAAUGGACCCUUUCACAAUGCAAAGGCUGAUUUUUCCUGGAUGCUCGCUGCUUUGACGAAGAAAACAACUGCUUCCACACCCAGGGCAAGAAGACAAUGUUGCACCCUGGAAGCAGAUAUAGGCAGUGUUUUUUUUUUGGACAUUAAAUCAACCUGACCUUAGCUUUGAGAAGCUGUAUGUUCUUUUUUCUUAAGAUAAUCAGGUUUGUCUGACCUGGUGCAAUUUUCAUGUGAUGUAAUGGAGCAGAUGGCUGCUGAAACCACGCUGAAAGACAAAGGGUUAGCAAACACACAUGAUGACAACUCAGCAUGGACUAGAAGGGAAAAAUUCCAAAGUAAGGAUGAAGCCAGCACCUUGAGACUGACUGCUGCUGCAGAAAACAAACCACGGGAAAUCACUGGAGACCUUAAGCAGCAAAGGGAGAGAAUUUUCCCCCUCAGCAAGAGAAAAUCUUCUUCUCCUUCAUCUGGAACCACAAGCAGUCUGCCCCCCUCUCCGAAGAGCAACAUGGGAGUUGACUGUGCUGACAUUGUCCUGAACUGUCUCUUCUGCCGAUUCCACGAAAUGAUCCCCAUCCUUCCUGACUGUUGCCAGAGACUCACCAAUCACUGCUGGCCGAGCUAUAAACAUGUGGACCCUACUGUCGAGUCUUCACACAGUGAUGAUGAUGACUCUUGUGUUGAGUUGGAUUGUGGUUUCUUCGGGACCUGCCAAGAUGCAAGUGACUGCUUGGAACUGGCUAUGGAAGUCUCCGAAAUAUGCUAUCACUAGCAGAAAGCCCAGGAUUAGAAGAAGGGAAUGUCUCGGGGCCAAAGGAAAUCAAAUUUAUUGGGGAAAUAAUGUUGGAGUUAUGCAGAGACAUUUUAUGAAGGGUUAUGCAUGCAGA
This is a messenger RNA of Cyprinodon variegatus (sheepshead minnow), 940 nucleotides long. It is a transcript of the gene mdfic2, whose product is annotated as myoD family inhibitor-like. Bases 292 to 825 code for a protein of 177 amino acids. The record is from RefSeq and is a predicted model, not a curated record. The transcript has 3 exons. Lineage: Eukaryota; Metazoa; Chordata; Actinopteri; Cyprinodontiformes; Cyprinodontidae.